Messenger RNA from Capsicum annuum, 2541 nucleotides. RefSeq lists its product as uncharacterized. The transcript is spliced from 5 exons. Lineage: Eukaryota; Viridiplantae; Streptophyta; Magnoliopsida; Solanales; Solanaceae. The record is from RefSeq and is a predicted model, not a curated record. Gene Ontology annotation, biological process: telomere maintenance; DNA repair. Gene Ontology annotation, molecular function: DNA helicase activity. The coding region runs from base 1 to 2541 and encodes 846 amino acids.
AUGUACAAAGGAUUAGAAGGUGCAGUUUUACAGGGAGAGAUUGAUCCAUCUUCUCAUGGCAAAAGGGUAAUUCUAUCAUCCAGCUUCACCGGGUGUGCACGAUAUAUGAUUCAAAAUUAUCAAGAUGCUAUGGCAAUCUGCAAAUGGGCUGGAUAUCCAGAUUUGUUUAUUACAUUUACUUGCAAUCCAAGGAGGCCUGAAAUUAUCAGAUUCUUAAAGAGUAGAGGCUUACAACUGGAAGACCGUCCUGAAAUUUUGUCAAGGGUAUUCAAAAUCAAAUUAGAUCGCUUGAUAAAGGAUUUUAAAGAGAAACAAAUAUUUGGAAGAGUUAAAUCAGCAGAAAUACUAGACGAAUUGACUGACCCUCAUUAUUACAAGGCCGUAGAAAAAUUCAUGAUACAUGGACCAUGUGGUCUUUCAAGAAAAACAUCUCCAUGCAUGCAAAAUUGUCGAUGUUCAAAAAACUUUCCAAAGAAGUACGUAGAAAACACAACAAUCGAUGAAGAUGGAUAUCCGGUUUAUAAAAGAAGGGAGGAUGGAAGAACUAUUAAAAGAGAAGAUAUUCAUUUGGAUAACAGGUAUGUGGUACCACAUAAUAGAUAUUUGUCAUUAAAGUAUGGUGCACAUAUUAAUGUUGAAUGGUGCAAUCAAGCAAAAUCGAUAAAGUACAUAUUUAAGUACAUAAACAAGCGAAAUGAUUGUGUAACCGCAGCUUUUACACAAAGUGUGCAUGAUAAAGAUUCAGUACAUAUUGAUGAAAUUGACAUGUAUUAUGUCUGUCGUUAUAUUUCUCCCUGUGAAGCUACCUGGAGAAUUUAUGGAUUUCCUAUUCACCAUAGAGAACCAGUUAUUUUCUCUGAUAGUGAUCCAAUUGAUUUUGUUGUCAAUAAAUCAAGUUUAAGAGAAUCACAAUUUUUAAGUUUGUUUGAGGCAAACAAAUCAAAUGAAGAAGCAAGACAAUUGACUUACGCAGAAUUUCCACUGAAAUUUGUAUGGAAUAAAAAAUCAAAAGAGUGGAAAGAAAGAAAUAAUUCUGCUUUUUCUAUUGAUAGAAUAUUUUUUGUACCACCAGGUAGUGGAGAGUUAUACUAUCUCAGAAUGUUGUUGAAUAUCAUUAAAGGUCCUAAGUGUUAUGAAUAUCUGCGCACAGUGAACAAUAUAGUUCAUCUAAUAUUUAGAGAUGCAUGUUACGCAUUGGGUUUAUUAGAUGACGACAAAGAAUAUGUGGAUGUCAUAAAGGAAGCAAGUAACUGGGGAAUGCCAUCGUAUCUAAGACAGUUAUUUUCUAUGCUUUUGUUAUCCAAUUCAAUGUCUCGGCCAGAAUUUGUUUGGGAGGCGACAUCGAUGUUACUAUCCGAAGAUAUCCUACAUGAAGUACAACGAGUGAUGGACAAUCCAGCAAAAAGAUCUAAAGGAGAUAUUAUUUUAACAGUUACGUCUAGCGGAAUUGCAUCACUUUUAUUAUCCGGGGGUCGAACAGUGCAUUCAAGAUUUGCUAUCCCACUCAAUGCAAAUGAAGAUUCAACAUGUAAUAUUAAACAGGGAAGCCCUCUUGCAAGUUUGAUAGUGAAGAUGAAGUUAAUUAUUUGGGAUGAGGCACCAAUGAUGCAUAGAUAUUGUUUUGAAGCUCUUGACAAAACUUUAAGAGAUAUUCUUAGAUUUGAAGAUAUAUCUAAUUUAGAUAGGCCAUUUGGAGGUAAAACAGGUGUACUUGGUGGGGACUUUAGACAAAUUCUACCAGUCAUUACAAAAGAUUGGAUUUUCGCAGUAGGAGAUGGUAUAAUUGGUAAUUCAGUUGAUGGAAUUAGAAAAGUUUCUAUUCCUGAUAAUCUUCUUAUCAGUGAUUGUGAAGAUCCAAUUACUGCCAUUGUGAACAAAAAGAAAAGAGGAAUUCUAGCUCCCACUCUUGACAUGGUAGAAUCAAUCAAUGAGCAUAUGGUAUCGCUCAAUCAAAGUGAAGGUACAACCUUCUUCAGUUCUGAUACAAUAUGUAUUUCAGAAGACACAUGUACAGGUUUGGAACAAUUACAUACUCCUGAAUUCCUAAAUACUAUAAAAUGCUCUGGAAUUCCAAAUCAUGCCAUCACUUUAAAAGUUGGUGUACCCGUGAUGUUAUUGAGAAAUAUAGAUCAAUCUUCAGGGCUUUGUAAUGGAACAAGAUUAAUCAUCACUAGAAUUGGAAAUUGGGUUAUCGAGGCUAAAGUCUUAUCAGAAAAUAUGAUUGGACAAAAGGUUUUUAUACCAAGAAUGUCACUAACUCCGUCGGAUUUGAGAAUAUCCUUUAAGUUUCAGAGAAGACAGUUUUCAAUAGUGGUAUCAUUUGCCAUGACUAUCAAUAAAAGUCAAGGACAAUCUUUAUCUCAUGUUGGGUUAUAUUUGAAGAAAGCAGUUUUCACACAUGGCCAGCUAUAUGUUGCACUAUCACGGGUAACAAGAAGACAAGGAUUAAAGAUUUUGACAUAUGAUGAUGAAGGAGAAGUUUCAAAUGAAGCAACUAAUGUAGUUUUUAAAGAAGUUUAUCCUAAUUUGAGUGUAAAUUAA